Messenger RNA from Caenorhabditis remanei, 585 nucleotides. RefSeq lists its product as uncharacterized. NCBI's taxonomy places the organism in Eukaryota, Metazoa, Nematoda, Chromadorea, Rhabditida, Rhabditidae. Bases 1 to 585 code for a protein of 194 amino acids. The transcript is spliced from 4 exons. The record is from RefSeq and is a predicted model, not a curated record.
AUGCAAACACUGUGUCUAUUGCACGUAUUCAUUGCUUUUUUUGUAAUUCGUAUCCCAGAUACCGGAUGGAUGACGGUGUGGUGUGCAUCCAGGAAGCCAGAGAGAAUUCUGAAGGUCUUGAUGUUCUUGAAUUCUGGAAUCAUCUAUUCGAAAUACUUCUCGAUUAUUCUAUUUUGUGUGAUGAGAGUGUUUUUAUUAACAACUUCGAGCUAUCUGAAAGAGAAAGCAGGUUUCUACCUAACCUACCUGACUCCCUUCCUCAUUUCCGUCGCCUUCCUCCUUGCUCUCCCACGGUACAUGGAAAAUGCUUCCUGUUCUCAACUUGGAGACCCAUUUCCCCACGGAGCAAUUAUGGUCAUGUCGUUGAUUAGGCAUAAUGCGAAAAUGCCCUUGUCGUUUAUCAUUGAAGUGGUUAUAAACCCAUUUGUGGUGAUUACAAUCAGUGUCUUGAACUUUAUUAUGUUUUUGAAAUUGAGGGAGAGCCGACAGUUUGAAUUUGCGAUCCUUAAUCCUCGCGAUGCAAUGAAAACUCUAGCAAGAAACCAAAAAGAAGUUAACGACACGAUUAAUGAACUGAAUGAGUAA